AUGCUGACGUCAACCGCCGGCUACAUGAGCACGGACAAGCGCUGUUGGAAUCGAGUGUACUCAGGAGACAAAGCGCUCUACGACGGCCUCAACACCAAGAUCACGGUCCCCUGCCCCGCCGCUGGCCAGCCGCUGAUAUUUAAUGUGGCCAGCGCCUCAGGCCCAAAGGACAACUACCAUACAGCUGGCGCCCAAAUCCCGGUCGGCUACACUGAUGGGCCCUGCGCGGCCGUCUCGGACAAGGCGAAAUGCGACCCCGUCCCGGACCCGAAGACCGCGCUCCCCGAUGCCGCCGACCCCGCCGGCGCCCUCAACGCGACCGCCGCCGCCCCAUCACUUAACGCGUCGGGCGUCGACGCCCUCGCCCCCGCCGCGACGCCCGACGCGCGGCCGGCCAACGGAGAGACGGUGACCAUCGGGUUCGUCCCUAUCAAUGUCGCCGCCGUCCCCGGCAGCCGCGUGGCGCGCGUUCAGGCGGCGCAGGACCCGGCAGCGGCUGAGGACGAGGCGCUCAUGGGCGUCAACGCCACAGCCGGCGACGCCGUGCAGCUGCGGCCGGUGAUACAGCGCCAGCCCGGCGUGCCGCGCUCGCUCUGGGUGUUCCUGCACGCGGCGCUCAUGAUGGCGGGCUUCGCGCUGCUGCUGCCGCUGGGGCUGCUGCUGGGGCGCCACCGGUGGAUGUUUGGGCGGGACCCUCGGACGGGCAAGGUGCUGGACAGCUGGGUGUGGGUGCAGGGCUUGGUGCAGGCGCUGGCGGUGAUCUGCGGGCUCGUGGGCGUUACCAUGGCCAUCCUGGGGACGGGCUGGAAGUCGAUGCGCUCAGUCCCAUACUACACGGGCCACAAAUGGCUGGGCGUCGCCGUCGUCGCCGCGUCCCUCCUGCAUGUCAUCGCCCUGAUUAUCAAGCCCAACCUCGCCACCGGCGCCGGCCGCGCGUGGGCCGCCGCGCGCCGCGCCUUCGGCUGCGCCGUCGCGGCGGCGGGCGUCGCCAACGUGUUCAUAGGAGCCGUCCUCAUGCACGGGUACAAGCGCCAGCCGUACGCGUACUGGCUGGCGCCCGCGGCCGCGUGCGUCGGCGCGGUCGUGCUGCUGGCCGCGCUGCUCGAAGCUAUAAAGAUCCAGCUGCAGCGCACCCACAGAUACUAUCCAAAGACGGACCAGAUGUUUGACGUGUCCAACACUUUCCACCACUCGUCUAAGCGCGGCGGCGCGGGGGGCGGCGCGGGGCCUGCGGCGGCGACCGUGGACGUGUUUGCGCGGUCAGAGGCGGGCGGCAGCAAGGUCUGA
Messenger RNA from Monoraphidium neglectum, 1287 nucleotides. RefSeq lists its product as hypothetical. The record is from RefSeq and is a predicted model, not a curated record. Gene Ontology annotation, molecular function: transmembrane monodehydroascorbate reductase activity. The transcript has 6 exons. NCBI's taxonomy places the organism in Eukaryota, Viridiplantae, Chlorophyta, Chlorophyceae, Sphaeropleales, Selenastraceae. The coding region runs from base 1 to 1287 and encodes 428 amino acids.